AUGUCUGCGAAACCGAAGGCCAAGUUCGAGGUCAGAGGCUACUCCGAGCACAAAUCUCCCAAGCCGGCUUCUCCCUCAGCCAGCACGAUUCUCGUCUCCCCGAACAAUGAGAUUCUGCUUCUUCACCGUGUCCAGACCUCAAGUGCAUUCCCCUCGGCGCAUGUCUUUCCUGGUGGCAACCUCGAACCCAGUGACGGGGACGUGCCCAGUGACCCCAAGGACGUGAAUCGGCAUCUGGAAAACAUCGCCUACCGCACCGGCGCGAUCAGGGAGCUGUUCGAGGAGACGGGGAUAUUAUUGGCUCGCGAAUCCAGUACCGCAGAAUCGCUACUCCCCGUCAGCACGGCCGUAAGGAAGGCCGGUCGCGAGGCGGUGCACAAGGGCAAGAUCCCCUUCAAAUCCUGGCUCUCUUCCGUUUCUCCCAACGCCGUUCUCGACACAGACCGCCUGAUCCCGUUCACCCACUGGAUCACCCCGCCCAAUGUACCAAAACGGUUCACCACGCAGAUGUACAUCUAUUUUGUCGACCCCUCGGAGAAGGGCAAUCCCAGCGUCCACGCGACAGCAGAUCAAAUCGAGACCAUGGCGCCAGAGUGGCGGACUGCGAGGGACUGGCUGAGUAUGGCGAGAAGCGGAGACAUCAUCUUGUUUCCGCCGCAGUUCCUGCUGCUGUAUCUGGUCUCAGAGAUCCUUGAUGCACCCGGUGACGGGGAGGGAGAUAUCUUGCGAAAGAGGGAGAUCUUGAAACGACGGAUCGACACCGAAGGCAAACCAGUUCCGUGGAAGGAGAAGUUUAUUUCUCCCAUCGGCAUGAGUUUUGGCGAGGACGGACGAAGCGUGCUCGCGCUGGAUAAGCCGGGUCCCGAGUUGAAGGGCUCGGGAUUGAAGGGGGACGAUGACUAUGUUGUGCUGGUGAAAUUCAACAAAGAGGGGCCAAGGGACGUGGAGAUCGGGCUGAGAAAGGACGUCCUCAAGGAAAGGAGGGAAAAGGGAAUAGAAAAGGCGAGCAAGAUAUAG
Fonsecaea erecta is the source of this 1017-nucleotide messenger RNA. RefSeq lists its product as hypothetical. The transcript has a single exon. Gene Ontology annotation, molecular function: hydrolase activity, acting on acid anhydrides, in phosphorus-containing anhydrides. The record is from RefSeq and is a predicted model, not a curated record. The coding region runs from base 1 to 1017 and encodes 338 amino acids. Lineage: Eukaryota; Fungi; Ascomycota; Eurotiomycetes; Chaetothyriales; Herpotrichiellaceae. Gene Ontology annotation, cellular component: mitochondrion.